Messenger RNA from Echinococcus granulosus, 1641 nucleotides. Its product is annotated as Lysocardiolipin acyltransferase. Gene Ontology annotation, biological process: translation. Bases 1 to 1641 code for a protein of 546 amino acids. The record is from RefSeq and is a predicted model, not a curated record. Gene Ontology annotation, cellular component: endomembrane system; small ribosomal subunit; ribosome. Gene Ontology annotation, molecular function: structural constituent of ribosome; acyltransferase activity. The transcript has 8 exons. NCBI's taxonomy places the organism in Eukaryota, Metazoa, Platyhelminthes, Cestoda, Cyclophyllidea, Taeniidae.
AUGCUCGCCAGUCUUUGUCGGAGCGUUCGCGCUUGCCUCACCGACGUUGUGUCGUCCGUUGUUCGAUGCUCACUGCCUGCAAUUCCGGUUCCUCACGUUGCCAGCCUUGCUCCAGGUUCUGUUCUACCUGUUCGGGCUUACAAAAGUAUCGUUCAGAUGGCCCUCUGUGGGCCGUUUCGCAAAAAGCGGCCUCCUAACAAACACAUGGAUGGAAAACCCUUCAUGAAAGGCAUAGUGUUAAAGACUCUCAUCCGCAAGCCCAAGAAGCCCAACAGUGCAAACCGCAAGUGCGUCAAAGUGCGUCUUAGCAACGGUCGUGAGGUGGUCGCCUACGUGCCGGGCGAGGGGCACAACCUCCAGGAGCACAACAUCGUGCUACUUGAAACUGAUCCGAUUCCGCAGCCAGUAGCGCCGGCCUAUCUGGUGACCAAACGUCAGCGUGUCCGGUGUGUUCUCUGCUUUCUAGUGCUCAUAUUGACGGGCUUUUUCGGUGUCAUCUUCAUGAUGGCUCCCCUCCUACCCCUUGCCUACCUCACUCCCUCCUUCUUCCUUCUUCUCAUGGAUUGCGGUGUCCGAAUGUGGUGUAUGCUCAGUGAGGUCCUUCUCUGUGGCAUUCUACGAAUUCAAAUCCGCCUCUUUGGUGACGAUUUUGUUCUCCCCUCCUCUGUCAUCACAGAGGCGGUAGAGUCAACAUCGACGGGCACGUCUAGUCUGCUUAUCCUGAACCAUCGCACUCGUCUUGAUUGGAUCUUCGCCUUCUCCCUGGGCCGCUACGCACGCCACCUCAAGGUUGUACUCAAGCGCGAACUCUCCAACCUCCCAGGAGUGGGAUGGGCCAUGCAAAUGGAUGGGUUCAUCUUUCUUCGGCGUCGUAUUGCUGUCGAUUUGGCGCGCAUUCAGCAGGCUGUGGAGUACCUUCUGCGUCUUCAGGGUAGCGCUCAUAUUCUUCUCUUUCCUGAGGGUACUGAUCUCAGUGUUUAUGGACUGAAGAAGAGCGAUGUUUUCGCGGCUAAAGCGGGUCUCCCGCGCUACCGCUACACUCUGCAUCCUCACACUACGGGUUUUGAAACCUUUGCUCGAGCCCUUGGAUCCGAGCUUGCCUACGUGUACGACGUAACGGUGGCUUAUCCCUAUGCCCUGACCGAGUCGGAGCUGCGAAUGGCUACGGGCCAUUGUCCUCAGGAGGUGCACUUCCACGUACGCCGUUGGCCGGCCCACCAGCUGCCUCGACCAACUGAUGCGGCCCUAGUCACCAACAAUGGCAGCACCAUAAACACCAGCCCGCUGGCGCGUUGGGUACAAGAACGGUGGGCAGAGAAGGAGCAGAUGCUGAAGGACUAUUAUGCUCUCCCGCCAGACGAUCGUCGUUUCCCCGGCCCUGAAAUCAGUCGUGAGGGCGCAGUCAUCUCCGGUAGCGACGACCAAUGGUCACCCGGAGCUUGCGCCGUGCUUGCCUAUUGGCUCAUCUUUUUGGCCUUCAGUAUAACUGUCCUCUGGUGCCAUUGGGUAGUGCAAUUGUACGUUGUCGCCAUGACCAUCUUCUUUAUUUAUCGCGGUCGCGAAUCCCAGGGAUUGGCCGAAUGGUUGGCCGAACUGGCCGGUGUUCCAUUGACCCCGGACAAGACACAUUCCACUGAUUAG